Equus quagga is the source of this 939-nucleotide messenger RNA. RefSeq names its product putative serine protease 46. Gene Ontology annotation, biological process: proteolysis. The transcript has 5 exons. The coding region runs from base 1 to 939 and encodes 312 amino acids. NCBI's taxonomy places the organism in Eukaryota, Metazoa, Chordata, Mammalia, Perissodactyla, Equidae. The record is from RefSeq and is a predicted model, not a curated record. Gene Ontology annotation, molecular function: serine-type endopeptidase activity.
AUGGCUUGUAGGCCAGGAGAGCUUCAGGGCUUCACAUAUCCAUUGUCUUCUGCCAGACUUGGAAAUCAACUCUAUGUUGAAGAUUCCUGGUUACAGGCCUGCGGUCAGACCAACAUCUCCUGCAAGAUGGUGAAGGGGAAGUUGGUGGAGGUAGGCAAGUGGCCAUGGCAGGCGAGCAUCCUAUUCCUGGGCAUGUACAUCUGCAGUGGGUCCCUCAUCCACCACCAGUGGAUCCUCACGGCCGCGCACUGCUUACAGAGAUCCACGGACCCCAAACAGUACUCCGUGAGGGUGGGAGUCCAACGCCUCCCAGAAAACGGCACUCAGCUCUUGGUCACUCGCAUCGUGAUUCAUGAGGGUUUCAACAACCUCAUAUCCCAGGACGUUGCUCUCCUGAAGCUCAGGGACCCCGUCUCUUGGUCCCCCCUCAUCCAGCCUGUUUGUCUACCCAGCACCAACUUCAAGCCGUCCAUCGGAACCAUGUGCUGGGUGAUCGGGUGGGGACUGACAGAUACUCAAGUGACCCCAAAGCCACCCUACAGUCUUCAGGAGGUGGCUGUCAAGAUCAUAAACAGUAAUAUCUGCAAUCAACGGUACCAGUUCCUCUUCUUGAAGGGCCAGAAGAAGUUCAUUGGGAACGACAUGCUGUGUGCCAGCUCAGAAUGGGGCGUGGACUCUUGUCAGGGUAACUCUGGCAGCUCCCUCGUCUGCCAAGUGAACAAGACCUGGAUUCAGAUGGGGGUGGUGAGCUGGAGUCAUAGCUGCGGCAGGCGCAACUACCCAGGCCUCUACACCAGCACCUCCCACUUCUCCCACUGGAUCAGGAGGCAGAUCUCUGACGUGAAGUUCAUCAGUAGGGCUAGCCCUGCCUUGCUGAGCCCAGUCUUCCUCACUGGCUACAGUCUGCUGGUCAACUUGCGCUCCCUGUGGCUCCUGUGA